AUGGCUCAUUAUCUAGCCGUCGUUUUUGUGGCACUGUGUGCCGUUGGAUUCACAUUGGUUCGUAGUCAAGUUGUUCCCGAUAAUCGCUGCUUUUUGGAAAACGGCGGAUCGUCCGAGAGUUUCUUUGUAUCGGAAGAUUUGGAAAUCGGAUCGGUUAUCGGUCAUGUUCGUGUUCACGGCGAUCCAAGACCUGGAGGAACGAUAGCUUUGCAUCUGAAGGAAUCGGAUAGUCCAAUCGAUAUAUCGCCAGGGUCAAAAAACUUGACUUUAAUACGGCAAUUGGACAAGGAAGGAAUCGAUGGACCUUCCUCGGUUUUCAUAAACUUGAUCUGCGAGAGGCUUCGCACUUUAGAUACGGGAUUCGUAAUUCCUGUAAAUAUUAGAGUGACGGAUGCUAAUGAUAAUGCACCUGAGUUUAUCAAUGCACCGUACGUUCUUAACAUCUCGGAGGUGACUGUAGUUGGGACAAGAGUUCUUCAAGGUGUCCACGCUAUUGAUGCAGAUCAGCAGGGCCCAUUCUCAAGUGUAAAAUACUCAGUUUUACCUGGUCCCAACUCAAAUUACUUUGAAUUUGAGAACGAGUUGGAGGGCACUCUUGUACUGAAGAAGCCUUUGGACUAUGAAAAGUUACGCAGCUUCGAUGUGAAUAUUCGAGCACAAGAUCAUGGCGAACCUCCAAAAUCCACGGAUACAGUCCUCACUGUGCACGUGGUGGAUGCGGAUGAUCAAAAUCCAAAAUUUCUAGAUGACAAUUACACAUCAACUAUACCGGAUUUGCCGAUACGCGGCGCAAAUUUAGUUUUGAAGCCUAGGGAAAUCAAAGCCUAUGAUCAAGACUUGGGAAUCAACGCUCCAGUUUAUUACUCAUUCAAUGGGAAUAAUUCGUAUUUCAAAAUUAACCGAAUCACUGGGAGAGUGUCCAUUGGAAAAGAUUUAACGGAGAACGAUUUAAUGCAUCCGGCGACUUUGGUUAUUAAAGCGACGCAGCAGGAUAAUCCGGAUCGAUAUGCACUGUCGACCCUUACAGUGUACAAGAAAUUCCAAAGCAGUUUAAAAUUUUUAAAACAUGUUUUCUACGUGCGGGCGUCUGAAGCUUUGCCACCUGGAGCUGUUUUGACCAUGCUUUCUAAUAACAGACCGGGAGAGCAUUUGAGGUACUUUGUUUCGGAGCAGGGAUUGUUGAAAGUUUUCAGUAUCAAUACCAGAGGAGAACUUGGGUUGAGAAAGAAGUUGGACUUCGAGGAGAGGAACGAAUAUGUCUUCAAGGUUUUUGCGACUGAUGGAAUCACGAAUGAUUCUGCCGUUGUUAAUGUAAGCGUGGAAGACGUUAAUGAAUGGGAGCCGAGGUUUCGUUAUCCCCAUUACGAAUUCUUUGUUUCCGGUCAAGAAAAUGAAAUUGUUGGAAAAAUAGAAGCAGCAGACGGUGACAAGAGUGAUCGAAUUGUAUUGACGUUGGCCGGAUUGAAUGCUUCGUUGUUUGCUAUCAGUCCAUUCGGAGAAUUGAAAUUGAUCAAAGGUGGAAAAUUUGAAGGAAUAGCAACUUUGGCUGUGAUAGCAACAGAUAACGGAGAACCACAGAGGACUUCAAGCGUCCCAGUGACGGUACAUUUUCCGGUUGCUGGAAAAACUGGAGCUGUCGUGAACAGCGCGAAAUCAAACGGCGGUCCGUUAAUCCUGGCCGGUUUAGGUGGAAUCUUGCUCGUCCUCGCUUUCGUUAUUGCAUUGCUCAUCGCAUAUAUCUGCAAGGCGAAAAGAAAUAGAAACAGAGAGGAAUUACCGUCGCUCGAGCCAGAAAAAUCCGUUUCCACAUCACCUCCGAUGGUGGAGAAGAUAAGCAAUCCAAUGUUUGCAGGAGUCAGAAGCCAAUUGAAUGUGAGCAGAUCUCCAACUGCUACAGCGAUGGGUGGAGUCCCUACCGUCGAGGGAUUAGCUUCAAUCAAAGCACGGAUUCCCAGCCCGAAGGUACAUCCUGCGCCGCAACCUCCGAAUUGGCCGCAAUCUGCUUCCUCGCAAAGAACUGACUCCGAUAGCACGGACAAUCUGAAUAACAUCGACAGCUCGCCAAAAGUAACCGAGAAUUCAAAUUUGACUGUGUACUUUUAGAACCCUA
Messenger RNA from Nicrophorus vespilloides, 2110 nucleotides. RefSeq names its product cadherin-related tumor suppressor-like. Gene Ontology annotation, molecular function: calcium ion binding; cadherin binding. Gene Ontology annotation, biological process: homophilic cell-cell adhesion. The coding region runs from base 1 to 2103 and encodes 700 amino acids. Gene Ontology annotation, cellular component: catenin complex; plasma membrane. The record is from RefSeq and is a predicted model, not a curated record. Lineage: Eukaryota; Metazoa; Arthropoda; Insecta; Coleoptera; Silphidae. The transcript is spliced from 5 exons.